UACAUUUUAGUGGGAUGGACCAACUGGAACCGCGAUUUAGAACCUCUCGAUGAUAUUAGGUAGAUGUGCAACAACCAAGGAUUUAUUAAAACGAAUGCACAUUUGUUUCUGUUUUAACAUAAUUCUGACAUUGGUGACGUGAUUACGUCAUCCUAACGUUAGAAAAAUGAAUCCUAUUUUCCGCAAGUUACAGGCUUCAUUCAUACUUCAUUCACGUGCCUUGGACCAAGCAGCGUUGUUACUCCGGGCGUCAGUGUCAGUGCAGCUGAUUCAAGGACCUCUUACUUUUGCCAAUGAAAGACAAUACAGGACCAUGCCUACCCAUGGGAUUGGCCGAUAUAAGCACUUGAUACCUAAAGAAGCACCAAAGAAAAAGAAGGAGAGAUUGCAGAUGAAGCCAAUAAAAAUGGCAACCGACACAGAGUAUGGGACUCUGAAUGUGAAAGUGUCUGGGUAUGACAUGAUCCUGGUUGAGCACUACUCGCAGUACAUUCACAACCUCUGCAACCGGCUAGGUGUGAAAGUGGCUGAGAGCUACGCGUUGCCGACAAAGACCAUGGAAGUCAUGGUCAUGGCGGAACAAGGGACUAAGAUGUAUAUAGACGCCAUCCUCAAGACCCAUGAGCGAAUUGUUCAGCUCAGCCAACUAAAUGCCACAUUAUGCCCAAUCUUUAUGGAGGUCCUUUUGAAGAAUCAGCCAGAGGGAGUUCAACUCUCUGUAAAGCAGCACACAGAGGCAGACUACCUGGACCGUUUCAAAGCCCGUCCAGAACUGGCAGGACUGAUGGCACAGAUAAACUAUUGAAAGGAAAGGCUUUACCGUCUUAAUACUCCAAGUUGCAUCUUAUCUGACUCUGUAUGUCCAUUUUUCUAUAGUCAUGCUGUGUACAUUUUGUUAAUAAUGUUAACGGUUGAAUGUAGACAUCACUGUUCUAGCUCAUUCAAAUAAAAUAUUGAAAAUCCAA
Molecule: messenger RNA, 965 nt
Organism: Esox lucius (northern pike)
Lineage: Eukaryota; Metazoa; Chordata; Actinopteri; Esociformes; Esocidae
Gene: mrpl48
Product: mitochondrial ribosomal protein L48
Exons: 8
Coding region: 167-805 (212 amino acids)
Cellular component (GO): mitochondrial ribosome
Source: RefSeq, a predicted model, not a curated record